AUGACCACUCGAUCCGCGUGCUGGACACGGGCCUCCGAUCUGACCGGGACACCGGGGAGAGGCCGCAGGCCGGUAGAAGUCAGGAGGGGAAGGGGAAGGUACAGGAGGCACUCGAUGAACCACGCGGGCGGUGUCCAGACAGGGUGCCGCGGGUUGCCCCUCGGGGCACAGUACAGGAGUGCUACGCGCAAGCUGGUCGACUUUAACUUCAAGCCGCGGUGUUUUGCGGAGUGUGGUGGGUUGACCGCAUGCGGUGGGCUCGUUGGGUCUGACGACAGCGGGUUCCCGACGAACUGGAACCGGUUGAGCAGGGAGCAGGAGUUGCGCACGGGGGAACCCCUGCCGCCGCCGUCGCAGCCUGUCAGGUCGCGUCCAGCGGCGUGCUCAUGGACAACAGCAACUAUUCGAACUCCAGCAUUUGGAAGGGUAUCCUGUCCAUUUACAACGAGAGCACGCAGUUCAAGACGACAGUUGUGCUGGGCCAGUUCAUCAACAACUGCGUCUCACUCUCCGAAAGGUCUCAAAACAACUUCAACUUGUACACCUGCAAUAACGACAGUCACAUCUAUCAGUGUGAUAUCAGCAACAGGGACUCCAGCUCGUGAACGGUACUCGGACCUCAAGUUUCCCCUGAACAACGCGGCGUUAUCGCACGACGGGAAGACGAUGCUCGUCUCGGGGGACUCGAACAAGUUUGCACUGUAUAGGCAAAACGAACUCGUCAACCAGUUCACACUCAACUACGACAGCAACAUCCCGGGCGUUAACUGGGGAGGUAAGUUCGCGGGCGGUAGGGUCACAAGACACACUAGGUUCAAUCUCCCAGACCCAUCGGAAUCCAUCGACCAGAACAUAUACGUCACAAGGAACGGCGACCACGGGUUCUACAAUAGCUUCUCAGAGAACGACUCGCAGUUCGCCACUCUGUUCCAAAACGGCGUGUGUCUGCUUUACGAUAUCAGGAACACUGCGGCUCCACUCACAGAGAUCACUUCAACAAGACCUCACUCGCACAACGGUGCAUUCAGGGUCUGCAGGUUCAGCUACGGGCUCGAUGACCUCUUGUUCGUCUCAGAACACCAGGGGAGGGUCCACGUGGUAGACACAAGGAACUUCGUCAACCACCAGGUGAUCAUGAUUCCAGACACCCUCGAAUCCGCCUCCUCGCAACCGUCAACGGAAAACUUCGACAGAAUGAUGGCUUCGCAAAUGGACGCGAACGUCAACCCAAGAUCGCGUGACUCGUCGUCCACCUCACUAAGCAGGAGGAGGGCUUCAGCACCGGCAGACACGGUCGAACCAUGGAUCACUCCGGCGCUUUCGAUCCCCUUGAAGUACCUCCAGCCAGAUAUUGUCCCCUUCCCGAGAGUUGUCGAUAGGAUUCACUCAGAUUUCGGGGACAGAUACCGCCCAACAUCCCGCGGCGGGUCCCGCGGUGGAUCUAGCAGGUCGCUUUCCUCAGCGAACAGGUGGGACACAAACUACGAUUUUAGUAUGCCCGCGCCACAGCAGGACACUUCAACCCGCGACAGGUCCGGCUUCAACGUCAGAAGAGUCUCUACGUCCUCUGCGGAGAAACCGCAGGAUCAGUCUCUAUUGGCGCAGCACCAACGAUUGAUUGCGAGUCCUGAGGGUAACCCAGCGGAUGAUUCACCAAUGGUACCCUUCGAUGGCAUUUCAGACUCGAGACCAUUUUUCUCAAGAAGAUCAAACUACCUCUACGGACAUGACGAUACCAUCCUUGACCCGCUAUCCCAGCGCCAUCUGCACCCUUACGGGAGUGACUUCCGCUAUCAAUCGCGCGGCAACCAAAGAACGGGCACUGACUUCUCGGAAUCCGAUUUCGUCGACGAAAACAACAUCUCCGGGAUUGAUUGGGUCGAGGACGCCAACGGCGACUCCCUCGUCAUCGGCACUGACUACGGUAUCUUCAAAUGGAACGUCAACUCCUGGGCAAGAAGAAGCUUCUCUAGUUACGAUUUUUGCUAG
This is a messenger RNA of Huiozyma naganishii CBS 8797, 1989 nucleotides long. It is a transcript of the gene GID11, whose product is annotated as Gid11p. Lineage: Eukaryota; Fungi; Ascomycota; Saccharomycetes; Saccharomycetales; Saccharomycetaceae. The record is from RefSeq and is a predicted model, not a curated record. The transcript has a single exon. Gene Ontology annotation, molecular function: protein binding. The coding region runs from base 1 to 1989 and encodes 662 amino acids.